GAUAGAUUUGUUAGGGUUCACCUUCCCUCGCCCCCGCCCCCUUCCCUCUCUCCUCCCGCCUCAUCUCCUCCACCAUGGCCCCGACCGAGGGAUCCUCCAUGGCCGAUCUUCCUGCAGUCGAUGACGACCAAGAGGAGGAGACACCGAUCCCCCGCCCCGUGUCCUGGCUCCCUCCGCACACCCCCCACGACUGCGGCGAUCCUCCCCCAAAGUCGGUCGUCCUCGACACCCUGGUCUACGCCGACGACCGCACCAACGCCUUCACCGCCGAGGGCUUCACCAGCAACGGCCUCGCCAUCUACCUCACCUUCUGGCCCGCGCAUCCGCCGCUCAUCUCAUACUUCACCGUCCACCUACCCGGCCUCCUCCAAGACGGACCGGCCACCUCGCUCGACCUUCUGCCACGCCUUCUCCGCACCGACGGCGACCUCGCCCUCUUCCGCAUCAUGGUCGGCCCUUCGCGUAGUAAUCGGAAGCACAUCAACUACAUGAUCUACCGUGUCCGUGCCGGCAUCAGCAAGCUUGAGGUGCUCCCCGCCCACCCCACCCGCUUGUUCGCCGACUGUUCACUUGCCCUCCUGCGCUGCCGCUGCCCCGACGACGGCAGGUUCUUGGUCGCCAAUCUCCGUUCGAUUUACUCCCGUGGGCAGUACGCCCUCGACCUGUUCGACUCCCGGUCAGGCACAUGGAGCACUAAGUCGAUGCAUGCUGAGUCGCCAGAGGACUGCUACUUCCGUACUCCAACCAAGGUGAUCGCCCUCGGUGGCGAUCGCGGUUCAAUCGGAUGGGUCGACCUCUGGAAUGGCAUCCUCAUCUGUGAUCUGCUCGCCGAUGAUGACCAAGUCCUCCGCUUCAUCCGUUUGCCCGUGCUUUCGGCGCCGGACAAGAUGAUCCCAGGACCUUUGGCAUGUGACCGGGACGUCUCUGUCGGCAGUGAUGGCUGCAUCAAAUACUCAGAGGUGUGGGCGAAUCCCUUGCCUGGCUCACAGAAUCGAGCCACCUACAUCUCCCAGGACUGGGGUGCUGCCAUACUGACAUGGCUGGAGCCCCAAAAGAAGUGGCAAAUCGACCUCAGCCUCAAAGCCUCAGACAUCAUUGUGGACAAGAGUCACCCCCAGUUGCUUCCUCAUCAUGUCAAGGCCACAACGAAGAAGCCAACCUUAAGCAGACUCCACGCAGGGCAUCCUGCCCUCAGCUUGCAUGAUGAUGGUGUUGUUUACAUCAUGACUAAGGUUGACCACAGGGAGGACGACUUGUGGAUGCUUGCUGUUGACAUGCGAAGCAAGACUCUGAAAGGAGUGGCUGGUCUCACCAGUAAAAGAACCAUGGGUUUUAGAUUCAUGUACUUGCAAAGUGACCUCUCCAACCAUCUGGUGGCCACAAGCAAAAAAACCGAGGUCUCCAACCAUCUGGUGGCCACAAGCAAAACCGAGACAUCCAAGAAUCUGCCCAAAAGCAAAAGGUCCUCACGCAGAAAGAAACGUGGUAAGAAAGAAGCUGUGAAGGCUCUUGCUAACAGCAAUGGUGUGGAUGUUGAUGCGACUCGGAGGGAAUCGCAGCAGUUGGUGCAACUUGCGGAACAAGAAGAACAGGAGCUGAGGAUACUCGAGGUGUUUUAGUAAGGCUUAUGGCAACUGAUGUGGCGUUGAAGGAACAUUUGCUGCAUGGUUCCAAGGUUGAGGAAAAAGAGACAUUUAAGGUUUAAGUGGGUGACUAUUAAUCUGCAUGAAUAAUCAGUAUUCUGGUGUUGUCUUUUCCUUCACCAGUUGAAUGUUGUUUUGUGUUUUAAUGUAAUCGUGUUAUCUACCUGUGACGAUGUAAAGUGGGUGAUGUGCAUGUUAUCUUGCCUACUUGAUGUUGUUUGAUCUCCGGGCUACUAGUUGUCGAGAUGUCUUAUGCCUCUUGUAACCAAGGUACUCCGUUCCAAAUUACUCGUCGCUGAAAUGGAUGUAUGAACUGCCUGUUCAUGUUUUUGUUUAGUCCGUCUUUA
Triticum urartu is the source of this 1990-nucleotide messenger RNA. RefSeq lists its product as uncharacterized. The record is from RefSeq and is a predicted model, not a curated record. Lineage: Eukaryota; Viridiplantae; Streptophyta; Magnoliopsida; Poales; Poaceae.